This is a messenger RNA of Jaminaea rosea, 3286 nucleotides long. RefSeq lists its product as hypothetical. Bases 141 to 2804 code for a protein of 887 amino acids. The record is from RefSeq and is a predicted model, not a curated record. Lineage: Eukaryota; Fungi; Basidiomycota; Exobasidiomycetes; Microstromatales. The transcript is spliced from 6 exons.
CCUCAAUCCUCUCCGACCUCAUCUCUGGCAAUGCAGCCAAGCGCACGCGCAGCCAAACCGCUGACACCUUUGGAGAUGAGAGCGACGCUGGGCGCCCCGCCAAGCGCACAAACAAGCUCAAAGUCGAGGCCCCCGAGUCUAUGCUGAUCGGCAAGCAGUCUCGCGACUUGCUCGACAACAUUGGUGCCGUGGCGAGGGAGCGCGACGAGCUCAAGCACAGGACGGAGAGCUUGCAUCUGACCAUCGAGGCGCUUGAGAAGAAGAUCUUCAGCAGAGAAAAGGAGCUCGACGCCAUGAGGCUUAACACGAGGGAGAUGGUGCGCAAGGCGCAGGGUGUGAUGCAAGUCGCCGACGAGGUCAAGAGCGAUUGCUUCGCUCAGCAAGUAAGCUACCGAGUUGCCGUGGAACAGCUACGCGAGGAGAAGAGUCUCCUUCAAGAAGAGCGCAAGACGUUUGCCGACUUUUUGAACGGCGACGACGAUGGGUCACUUUGCUCAGUCAAGCGCACGAUUGAGCAUAUCCGCGCGCAGGGCAUCGAGCCUUUUCGCCUCACAAGCCAGUCUCUCAACGACAUCAAAGCUGCAUACAACAAGGAGAAGGAAAAUGCUCAGCAGGCUCAGUAUGAUCGCGCGUAUGAGAGGGAGCGAGUCAAGGAACUCACCACCGAGCUGCACAAGUCAGCCACCAAAUACGAAGCCAAGACCGCCGAGCUGACCACCAUGCUCAAGCAAGUCGAAGAGCUCAAGGCAGAACGCCGCAUCCUCGAGCAGAGAGAGGACGACUUCCUUGUCUUCAAGGCCGAGGCAAUUGACAAGAGCAAGGAGCAAGCCACUCAGCUCAUCGCAGCUAGCGAGCGAGAGGGGAAGCUUCGCGGCAGGAUUGAAGAUGCUGAGAAGUUGCUGGGUGAAAAGGAGAAGGAGAAGGUUGAUCUCAAGAGGCAGCACGUGGACAUGGAGCGGAGGCUUGCUACCACGCAGACGCACCUCGAAGACAAGCAAGAGGAGCUUGAGGAGCUUGAAGAUCAGCUUGAGCAGCAACGCGAGGAGCUCAACGAGCAAGCUGACGAGAUCACGAAGCUUUCUAAUGACAAGGAAGAGCUGCAAAAGAAGGUGAAAGAAGCGCAGCAGACAAUUGACUUCCACCAAAAGAGCAUCAGUGCCCUCACCGACUCACGCAACGAGUCGACCGACGAAAUUCGCCACCUCAAACGCAAACUCCAAGAUUACGAGGAAGACCACCUUACUCGCCAGCGCAAUGAUGUGCACAUCGACACGCUCAAGCAGCAGCUCGACGAGCUUCGCGCCUCGAAGUCGCACUCUGAGGAGGAGCUCAGCCGCAUCCGACUCGAAGACAUGCAAAAGGGGUAUCGCCUUGAGCAAGCCCAACAGCAGGAGUCGCGCCUUCGCACCGACGUCGACGCUGCCCGCGCUCGCGAGGCAAAGUUGCGCGACGAGAUGGAGCAGGGUAACGCAGAGCGCAACAACCUGCUUCGCCAGAUUCAAGGGAUUGAGAGCCAGCUAGCCAAGGCUCGUGACCAGGCAGACAAGGCCCGCGGUGAUGCUGCCGAGCAUAAGCAUGGAUUGAUGGAGAGUCGAGCCAACGAGGAUCGCUUGCGUGCUGAGGCCACGUCGGCCAAAUUGGAGGUAGAGAGGGUGAAAGAAGCGAGCCGUUUAUUGGACGAGGAGAGGGCGAGGGGCGUUGCCGCAUUGGUUGCUGAGCAACAAAAGGUGGGCCAAUACGAGGUAGACAAGGCAGCCGUUCAGCGUGCAAGGGCGAACGUUGUCGCCAGGUAUGAAGCCAAAGAGCUAGAGCUUUGGGAAAUGGAGCUCUUGGACCAUGCCGAUUCACGCCGCUAUACCGAGCUCCGCGAACAGCUAGCUGAAAAGGACAAAGUGGCCAAGACAAUGAGCAUUCGCAUCAAGGAGGUACAGGCCGAUCUCAACGACACGCGCAGUCUAUUGGAGGCGUCGCGCAAGCAAAGCGCUGGCCUUCACCGCGCUCUGGCGACGGCCCAGGCGCAAGCGAAUGCUGCAGGCGGCGGUCGCAGUUACGGUGUCGGAGAUGGAGUGGGUGCUGGUCUUUCAUCGAAGACGACGGACAUUCCGCGAAGCAAGACAAAGUCCAAGGUGAGCGCUCGGAGGACUCGGCGUGGGUAUACGGUGGCAUUGAUUGAUUCUCUCCCCCUGCCUUUGCGCAUGAAGAUGGGCUUGGCAAUGGGCGGCGGUAUGGCCUCUACCUACGGUCACCGCACUCCCUCGAUGUAUCGCGCCUCGCGCAUGUCCCGGGCCCCAAGCAGCAGCGAUGCUGAGCGACGAGAUGGCGGGCGUGACGAUGAGGAUGAAGAAUCGCCGAAACAGCGAGGCCGCCAGCGUGACCGCACGCCCAGCAAGAUGUCUCAGGAUGGUGACAGCGACAAUCGUGCCCGCCACCGAGCUGCCGCGGCCACGCAAGAGUCAGGCGAGGGCAACGAAUCCGUUGAGGCCGUCAGAGGAAGCAUGCCCCCUCCUGCUUCAUCUUCCAUCCUCGGCCGCAGCAGUGACACUCGAAAGACGCGUCGCUCCCAACGCAAUGGCGGGGAGACGGCCUCAUUUUCUGCCAGCACGGCCGGUGAGAGCGCUAGUAUCGACAUCAGCACGGUCGGGCGAUCCGGGAGGUCCCAAGCAGAGGCGGAGUCCACCCCGAUGGGUGGAGAUGUUGGUGGCAUGGGCCAGGGCGGCCAUGGCGAGUCUACUGGUCGCGCUGGUAGCGCGAACAGCAAGAAGAGUGAGGUGAUGAAGGGCAGAAAGAAGGUUUCGAAGGCGUAGGCAGGUGGAGCCACAGUCCCCGCAGAGAGAGGAGCCUUUGGGCCGCAGAAGGCAUUGAGGAUCCAGCGAAACCUACUAUCCAACCACGCCAUGUCCCUGUCCCAGACACGAGCUCGUCGCUCGCCCAGAAUACAAAGACCAUUAUCCACCCCUUGACCGCUCAAUGCUCUGCUCAUUGUGCGUGACUAGGCUCAUCUCUUGCUCUCGCCUGCUGGCGGACCAGGAUAAGGAGGCAGCGUCGCCACGCUCCCUUGAUAUUGAGAUCGGCCUACUGCAUCAUCUUGCAUCUGUUGAGAAUCACGACGUGGAGGAGGUGGUUGCUGUCCUUGCCUACUCUGCGGCAUCGUUUGAACACCGCCCAUAGCUGACAGGCCCCUGCGCUGAGCGUCUGCAUCCGAGUACGCUCCAGCUCCCUGCGUGGAUGUUGAUUGGCCCAUGAAGGCGUCCCCGCUGCUGCUGCUGCUACUGCUGCUGCGCCUCGA